Gloeophyllum trabeum ATCC 11539 is the source of this 2526-nucleotide messenger RNA. RefSeq lists its product as uncharacterized. The record is from RefSeq and is a predicted model, not a curated record. The transcript has 4 exons. Lineage: Eukaryota; Fungi; Basidiomycota; Agaricomycetes; Gloeophyllales; Gloeophyllaceae. Bases 1 to 2526 code for a protein of 841 amino acids.
AUGGAUACUCCUGCCGAGUCCGUCAUACCCCUUGCUAUUCGGUUCGUACCCUACGACCAGUGGUUUGUCACCCAUGUCUCGACGUCCUGGAAGACAAAGGAGGUCAAGCAGUACAUCCUAUCCAAAUGUCUGCCCUACUCGUCCUAUGUCCGCUCGCAAGCGCCUGAGCCACCUCAACCGCGCUCGCUGAGUCCUAUCACUUUUGCAUCUGCGUCUGCCAGCCGGUCGCGAAGGAGUUUGGAUCAACGAUCGACGAGGAGCGCCAGUGUAGCGGGAGACGAGGACGGGGACGGGGACGGGUCGAACGACGAGGAGGAUGACGAAGAUGCAGACGACGUCUUUCCCGUAGAGCACGGUCAAGCUACGCGUCUGAAUCGAGACCACUAUCACAGCACCGCCUAUGCCACUACUCGCCAGCCGGUCCCCGAUGCUUCCACUUCUACCGCAAAGUCCACACGCCAAUCGCGGUCGGACGCCCGCUCGGUAUAUCACCACUCUCAUUUCAGCCUUCUUAGCUUCUCGACUUUUCAUCUCCUCGAGAAUGACUAUACGAUAUCCUGGUACCGCUUGCGUCCUUACGAACUGCUCGAGAUGCACCUUUCAGGUGCUAUAGUUCGAUUGCAGCGAGAUCAGCUCCUAAAGUACGUAGAGCCCUACUUUGAAUGCAAAGUCAAGGCGCUACGGGUGGUAUACAAAGAACGCAAGCACGAGUCGGACAAGGAUCGUGAGAAGGACAAAGGUAAAGACGAGAGCAAACAAGCCAGCAGCCAGACUUCCUCGUCAUCCAGCAGUCGGCUUCGCAGCACGCACUCUGACCCUUCAGCCGUGCUACCUAUCAGGAAGAGCAAGAUCGAAUGGAGAGAAAAAUGGAUCAACGUUCGGCACGGCGUUCUAAGAUUAUGCAAAGACCGAGCCGACACGUCUUCCUCGCAGACGUUUCCCCUGGCCGCCCUUCGAAAUAUCCGUGGAUCUGAACACCUGCAGAACGCCUCCUCCUCCAUCCCUCAUCAAUCUACCGAGACCAUCAUUUGCGCCAAAUUCAAGAAUGUGGCCGCUCAUUCUUACCCUGCGCACUCGUACUCGGCAAGCUCGGUUGCAGGGGGUGCGAUAAGGUCCGCACCUCCCCUCGGAGGCGGUGGAGGCCUCUACAACGACGAAUACGGGAGGCGUGGAAGUGUGCCCGGACCUGGAGGACUCGGGAGAGCUGGGCGGAGGGAGCAUGAACACGGUGACAUCGCAGAGGAGGGAGACGACAGGCGGCAUGACAAAGGCGCAGAGGGGGCGUGGAUCGUUCUAGACAUGCUCGACGAAUAUGGCAAGUGUCUGACGUAUCAAGCAUUCACUUCGUUGCUGCGGAUACUGCAUCGCGGCGCCCCGCGCUCGGUGUCUUCGUCCUUCGUACCCAACAUGUCUACCUCCUCAGGAGAAGCUACGGCUCGGCCGUCCUCGCGGGCAGACCAGCACCGCACUGUCCCUUCCCUGGGCCCAUUGAACAUCCCGGCCGGCUGCGUGCCCUACCCCGAAUGGCGCAUCGAUCUCGUCACGCGAGCACGGCGCGUUGGUAUGGGCGAUAUCGGCCCGGUCCUGGAGUGGGUGUUGCUCGGCGACCGGGUCGACGCGAAGGGGAAGGCGAAGGAAGCGGAAGACUGGCGCCGCAGCGGGAGCUGGAGCGUCGACGGCAGCGUCGAUGUAGAUGCGGCAGAAGACGACGACGAAGACAGCGAGAAAGAGUGGGAGGGGUGGAUGGGAGACUUGGAGCGGCAGCGCCGGGAGCGCGGUGCGCCCCGCUAUACGAGCGGUGGGGAUUCGGACGCGGCUGCGUCGGCGCUGCGCACGGCGUCCGCGAGCUCUGCGUCGUCACCGUCGAAUACGCUACGAGGUGCCCCGCCGACAAGGGUCUUCUCGCCCCCGCCGUCGUCAUUUGCGUCGGGUGCGCAUUCGGGCAUAGGUGCUCCGUUUGCUGACGCGUCGGUGCGACCCGCUAUGAGGAUGGCCAAUACUCGGACGACGACGACGAGUACGGUGUCCGUGGGCGGACGGGUGCGGAGUACCACUGUCAGCGUUGGUACUGGCGCCGCUAAAGGCAAGAGCGCGGUGCACUCGCCGCAGGCGUCGCGGGACAGGAGGGGCCAGGGACUCAAAUUGGCCUUGCCCUUCUCCGGCUUCGGCGGACGUGAGCAGGACCCGGUGCGGUACGAAUUCGCGCCGAACACUGAUGACGAUGAUACCCCUAGUGCGCUCAGGCACGCUACCUCAUUGGAGAACAUGCGCGUGCCGGAGCAGGGAUGGGAGCUGCCUAGCAUCAGCCGCGUUGUUCACUCCGCGGUGUCAUCGCCCGCCGUGGAGAAUGGGAUCCCGUUGCACGGUCAUGGUAUCGUGAAGACGAGUAUACAAGCUGGCCCGUCCGAGGGAAGGGUCAAGAAGAAGAGCGGUUUGGGUUUGGUACGAGGGAUGUCAGUCAGGGCGGGUGCGGAGAGGCUGGUGCGUGGCUUGGAUUCGGCGCUGGAUUUCGUGGAGGGGAAGUAA